AUCAAGCUAUAUAUAAUCACCACUUUGAAUCACCCAAGGCAAUAAACCAAACCAAAACAUCCUAAGAAAAAAAAAACAGAGAGAAUUUGAUCUUAAAGCUUUUUUUUUAAUAGAGUAAAAGAUGUUUUCAGAUCACUUACCUUCUUCUUCAUCUCAAGUCUUCCAAGAACACUUCAUCGACAGUUUCGUCUCCAGAAAAUUGCUUCAGCAAAUCCCAUUUGCUCACAACGCUCAACAAGCUCAUGUACCUGAUAAGAACAACUUGAGCGGCAAUGUUCUCAUGCUGCUCUCUAUCCUUUUGUGCGGUAUCAUCUGCUCCCUCGGGUUGCAUUACAUAAUACGUUGCGCAUUCAGACGUUCUCGAAGUUUCAUGAUCUCUGAUCCUAUCUCUAUCCCAUCCACACCAAGAGAUUCAUCAGUAAACAAAGGGGUCAAGAAGAAAGCUCUCAAGAUGUUCCCAGUUGUGAAUUACUCACCUGAGAUUAACCUGCCAGGGCUUGGUGAAGAGUGUGUCAUCUGCUUGUCUGAUUUUGUUGCUGGAGAACAGCUACGUCUGCUUCCCAAGUGUAACCACGGGUUCCACGUUCGCUGCAUCGACAAAUGGCUUACGCAACAUAUGACUUGUCCGAAAUGCAGACACUGUCUGGUUGAUACAUGCCAAAAAGUCUUAAGUGACUGCGAUGCAGCUGAUCAAGUGGCAGCAACAUCAACGGAGAGCAUAGAUAUCAGAAUUGCUCCUCUAGAACCUGAAGCAAGAGUAGCCACUUUUAGAUAAAGCAGCUAGAGUAUGCCAACAAAACAAUCAUAAUUGCAAAAUUUGGCUCUCCAGCAAGAUUAUAGCUUUUUUUAGACUUAAACACAAUUUAUGUCCCUAGCCAUAGGAUAUCAAAAUCAAACACACCAGAGUUUUUUUUUUGCCUUUUGUUGUGCCUAAAGCCCAAAGUGUACAGAGAAUAUACCUUAAGCUUUCUG
Arabidopsis arenosa is the source of this 972-nucleotide messenger RNA. The record is from the annotation of a GenBank genome assembly. Lineage: Eukaryota; Viridiplantae; Streptophyta; Magnoliopsida; Brassicales; Brassicaceae.